GGUCUUAUCUCUGCACACCCUAGAGUUCAAGCUGAAAAAGAUGUGGAAGAGCCCCAAUGGGACAAUCCGAAACAUCCUGGGUGGGACAGUCUUCCGGGAGCCCAUCAUCUGCAAGAACAUUCCUCGCCUGGUACCCGGCUGGACCAAGCCCAUCACCAUCGGCAGACAUGCCCAUGGUGAUCAGUACAAAGCCACAGACUUCGUGGUGAACAAGUCUGGGACGUUCAAGAUGGUUUUCACGCCCAAGGAUGGCAGUGCAGUGAAGGAGUGGGAAGUGUACAAUUUCCCUGGAGGUGGCGUCGGGAUGGGCAUGUAUAACACGGACGAGUCUAUCUCAGGCUUUGCGCAUAGCUGCUUCCAGUACGCCAUCCAGAAGAAAUGGCCUCUGUACAUGAGCACCAAGAACACCAUCCUGAAGGCCUACGAUGGGCGCUUCAAAGACAUCUUCCAGGAGAUCUUCGAUAAGCACUACAAGACGGAGUUUGACAAGCUGAAGAUCUGGUAUGAGCACCGGCUCAUUGAUGACAUGGUUGCCCAGGUGCUGAAAUCUGCAGGUGGCUUUGUCUGGGCUUGCAAAAACUAUGAUGGAGAUGUCCAGUCGGAUAUCCUGGCCCAAGGCUUUGGCUCCCUGGGCCUGAUGACCUCUGUCCUGGUGUGUCCGGAUGGGAAGACCAUCGAGGCAGAGGCAGCCCAUGGCACGGUCACCCGCCACUACCGGGAGCACCAGAAGGGACGGCCCACCAGCACUAACCCGAUUGCCAGCAUCUUUGCCUGGACACGUGGCCUGGAGCACAGGGGCAAGCUGGACAGUAACCCUGACCUGAUGAAGUUUGCUCAGACGCUGGAGAAGGUCUGUGUCGAAACUGUGGAGAGCGGGACAAUGACAAAGGAUCUCGCAGGCUGUAUUCACGGCCUGGCCAACGUGAAGUUGAACGAACACUUCGUGAACACCACAGACUUCCUGGAUGCCAUCAAGAACAACUUAGACAAAGCCCUGGGCAAGAAGUAGAGGAGGCCCUUUCUCAGCAGGGAGGGGGGUGUCUGUGUGUGCGUGGUGCCAGGCAUUUACCUCAUUUUUAACAAGAUAGGGAGCGGACGCCGCCUUUAGCUCACUGACUUGGCUCAGGAACAUUUGGAAUAAUUUUUAUAAGCAGUUUUCCUACGAGUGUUUUUAAAGUAUUUCUAGCAGGGGUUUGUAGGAAAGGGGCUGGGGAGGGCUGCCCUUCACCAUGCUGUAAUUUAUGUAACCUCUGACCUCAUGGUGCCAAACAUAGCAAUUAAACACUUCACAGGCCCAC
This is a messenger RNA of Struthio camelus australis, 1298 nucleotides long. NCBI's taxonomy places the organism in Eukaryota, Metazoa, Chordata, Aves, Struthioniformes, Struthionidae. The record is from RefSeq and is a predicted model, not a curated record.